This is a messenger RNA of Echinostoma caproni, 216 nucleotides long. The record is from the annotation of a GenBank genome assembly. Lineage: Eukaryota; Metazoa; Platyhelminthes; Trematoda; Plagiorchiida; Echinostomatidae.
AUGGACGCAUCGCCCGUUGGAAUUGGAGCUGUGUUGGAGCAGAAUCGUCAUCCGGUGCUGUGCAUCUCAAGCAGACUCACGGCUGCCGAACGUGGAGAUUCCCAAACUCAACGAGAAGCUCUAGCUGUCUAUUGGGCAGUCACGCGUAUGCACAAGUAUCUUUGUGGUACUCAUUUCACUAUUGCGAGUGAUCAUGAAGCCCUGCAGUUCAUUUAA